Molecule: messenger RNA, 6906 nt
Organism: Caenorhabditis auriculariae
Lineage: Eukaryota; Metazoa; Nematoda; Chromadorea; Rhabditida; Rhabditidae
Source: the annotation of a GenBank genome assembly
AUGAUGUCCGACCGGCAGCAACUCGCCUGUCUUGUCCAGCAAUGGAACGAGAACCGUCUCGACCUCUUUCAUUUGAGCUAUCCAACUGAAGUCAGUCUGUUCUCCAAAAAACAAAACGACUAUUUUUCUGUUUUUAGGACCUUGAAAUCGAAGGAGUCAUGCGCUUUUAUUUUCAAGUGAGUGAUUUUUCUCUGCAAUCUCAUCAUUUCGUGCUUUCCUUGUUGAUCCAAUGUACGGAGAUGAGUGUUUUUUUGUCUUUUCCGUUUGCAAAACACGAUAAACUUCUUUUGGAAAACGGAGAGAACGUAGAAAAAUUUCAAAAAAAGAUCAGUUCAAGCCGAUUUUUAAUAAUGCAUUAUUUUACCUUGAAAAUGAACUAAAAACCUCAUAAGAAGAGUAUUUCAAGACAAUUUGUAAUAGUGCACUAUUUUACUUUGGAAAUGAAACUUUAAAAGAUUAUGUUUUGAAGUAGGCUGUCUUCGGAAUAACUGAACUGUACUCUGAUGAAUGAUCUCAUGGCAUAUAACUUCAUAAUGAUUAUCAAAAACAGAAUCACCAUCGAGAUUAUUUUAAACCAGAUAAACCAGAAAUCGAAAUACUCCACAUUGGUGAAUAAAUAAGAUUGGACUUACUCCAUCAGGGCUGUAUUCUGCUUUAUCAGACCACUGUUUAACCUUAUCCUCUCCACCAGACUGCUUCCAAUGAUCAGUGUUUCCUUCUUUUUCAUUCGGUCUUUUGUAUUUUUUUUUCAACUUCUCGAAAAAGCGCCCAGGUUUAGUUGCAGGAAAAUUUUUCAAUAGUUUUUUGAAAAAACGCAAGCGAUGCGAACCUCUCUGAACUGUCAAAUUUUAAGAACCGAAACGGCUGCGCACUAAAUUUUUCAAAAAAUAAAUUUCCUUCAAUGUUAUUCCAUCCAAAGUCAUUUAGUAGAUGAUUUGUUAGCUUUACCCGGUCUCUAAUUAUGCCAGACGUUGCUCUCGCCAGCCGUUUUUCUCACUCACAGGGCGAGCUGACCGCCGCGUAGUGUUUGCAAAGGCCGUUGGUUUAUAUUGGCCGGGACAAGUACAGACACGGCGGCGAGAAAAAGAGAACCCGUGGCGGCCGCCUUGUUUCAGCAUGUCUUCGGAUCGAACAGAUUAAUGGUCGUUAACGGGCGGCCUGCUGCUGCUUUUGUUGCUUUUCUGAUGAUAUCUCAUCUCAUGCCAACACAGAACACGCUUCAGUUCACAGCCUCAUUGGCUCUGAUCGUGUUUGAAUACAACUUAGUGAGAAAGAAGAGAAAUUUCUCUUCUGUUGUGAAAGAAUAUGUGAAUCUAACUAUGUAUAAGAGUUUAUUGAUGGGGAUUCUUUAUUUGAAGAAGCCUUGAAAAAAAGGGCAUCGGAGCCCAUAAGAUCUUUUUAUUUUUAAAGUUUAAAUUUUUUUCAAUAAUUUUUCAGUAGGAAUAAAAUAAAUGGUUCGCUGCUUUUUUUAUGAAAAAAAGAAACGUAGUAAAAAAAUAUUUUUAUUUAAUACGGUCUUUUUGCAAUCGAUUCAGCUAAUCCGUUCUCAACCUUUGUCCUGGAUUUUCUGUGAUCUUAUGAGAGUUUGAAAAAAUUUAUAUCAAAAGACGUCCUGAAAACGUUUCUUUUGCUGAAUAUUGUUACUCAUUCUUUCUUACAAAGUUCUUCAUUUUGAAUUUUCGUAUUAAUGCGUGUUCAAAGAGAUUCCGCGAAAGGCAAAAUAGCCACCAGAGAUAGAAAGAGAUCUGAAUUUUGGAUAGCCAGAAACCAUUUCGCUUUUCGCGGAAAUUACUCUGAACACGGCAUCAGGGUUCUAAAACUUCCGAGGUUUUUCACUGGCCUAAUUGAAUGAAAAAAAGUUUGUCAAACGAUAAAAAAACUUUUUAACAAUCACUUCAUCUUAUAAGGGUGAGGUGAAAACAUUCCCAAAGUAAUUCUAAGGUGAUAUGCGAGGCUUUCAGGACGGAGCUGAACGGGUACUCACCAAAUGCGUGCGGGUUUCGUCGACGGCCACGACAAGCGCCGUUGUGGAGGCGCUGUCGGAAAAGUUCCUGCCGGACCUGAAGAUGCUGUCCAACGACACGUACUCCCUGUGGGAGGUGCACGAAAGCGGCGAGGAACGACGUCUCGACCGCGACGAAAAGCCGCUCCUCGUGCAGCUGAUGUGGCAUCGCGACGACCGCGAAGGACGCUUCCUGCUCCGACGCGACAGGGCCGCGCCCGUUCCGCUUUCGGUCACUCUUUUUUCCUCGAUUAAUAUUAGUAACGGAAUUUUUGGGAAAAAAAAAUUAAAGAGGAAAAAUUUUCCGCAAGUUUUAGUUAUCAAGAUGCAUCUUUUAGUUUCAAUAUCUCAGUACACUUAUAUGCGUUGAAGUUUUAAAGCUUCAUAAUUUGACCAAAAAAGUAGAGGCUAAACAGGUGUAUUUUAGAGUUUUCAAACUUCAAAAAGAACUUUGAAAUACAUACCUGUGUGAAGCAGAAUUUGAUCUACGUCUGACUAGCCUAGCUUCUCUAUUUUUAUUUCGAAAGAAGUUUCAAUAGAGUUUUAAAAAGAAAAUUUUCUAGACGAUACAACUCCAAGAAGCCGAUGCUCGAGGUGGCCGGUUUUCCAAGAAGAAAGAUCGGGAAGGAAAGAAAAAGCACCAAAAGGAGAUUGGUCGGACUUGGCCUUCUUCAGUUCUGAUUCUCUGUUUUACAGUGACUGUGAACUCGGGUCGCGAGGAGGCGACAGACUCCAACGACAUCUACAAGCAGGUGCCGUUCAACACCUUCACGAGGACCAUUUCCAAUCCGGAGGUCGUGAUGCGGAAACGGAGGGAGAAGAAGCUGGAGACCAAGCUCAAGGAGAUGGUCUAUGGUUAGCUUUGAAGUUAGAAGAGCGAAAAAGUCUGGCAAUCAAAUAAUCAGUUUCUCUUGUAAGAAAUGGAGCUGAGAAGGAGGGAGUUGAUCUGUUUCCGCUGGCCUAGAAACUCAAACGUAGAUUCAAAAGCGAGAAUUAAUUCACUUUGAGUUAACCCAUAAAAACCGAAAAACUGUGGGCCCUGAAAGUCUGGAAUUCCCGCCACGAAGAGUUCUACUUUCGAUUUUUUAUUAUUUUUUAAAAAAUAGUCUCAUACUUCUCGAGUCUUUCACAGGGCUAACUGAGUUGAAAUCUAGAAUCUUGAUUACAUUUUAAAUUUUAUUCAUAAUUCAAAAGCUCGUGAAAAAAACCAAUUCUUCUCAUGGUCAUAGAUAUUUUUUUCCAAAUCAUGAAAAGUUGGGAUUUUUUUACGAAAGCAUUACAAAGAAUAUUGAAGGGUAAAUUUUAAAAAAACUUGAAAAUUUUAUAACGGAAAAAUUCUAUGAUUAAAAAGACGUCCAUGAAGAUUCAAACUCUUUAUUGUCGCAGCGUUUCGUCAUCAUCAUUUAUUCAAACUGGGCAGAAGUGCCUAUAUUCGUCUUUUUUCCCAAAGUUCUUUGAAUUCCAGGUGGAAGCCUGAAAAUCUACGGCGGCGAUAUCGUUCCGGCUCGUCCCUACGUCACGAUUUUGGCCGGGAUGCACGACAGAGCGGAUAGGAUUUUGGUCGAGGCUCUGGAAAAAUAUGGACUCGAGAAGCGCGUCGACGAUUUUGUGCUUGUGGAGGUUUAUACUUUACGAAGUAUUUGAUGCUUCUUUUCGAUUCGGAGAAAGAUAAGGAAAAAAUUGAAAAAGAAAUGGGUAAAGAAAUGGCAAAGAAGCGACGUUUUUCAACCUAAUUCCGUGUUCAAAGAAAAAUUCAAAAUAGCCGUCAAAGAUGGAAAAAUAUAGCUAAACUUCAGAGAGCCAGAGAUCUUUUUUAAUUUUGCGGAGGUUAUUUUAAACCUUUUGCAUAGUUGUCCCCAAUCUGGACGGUGUCAGAACCUUCUUCAUUUAUUGACCUGGAAAUAAAGCUUUUCGGGAAUGAUUAGAUUAAAAAAGAGGGGAACAACUUUGAGUUUUGAAAAGAAAUCUUCUACUUUGAACAUAUCCUUCAUCAUUUUUUUGAACGAACUCUUGUCAAGUCCACACCUCCCAGGCUUGUCUAGACUGGUCCACCAAUGAUCUCUCCCAGGAAAACUGCUAAAGUUGAACGAAGCAACUUCGUUUCACGUCGUAAUGGCGAACAUCAAGAUGGUCAGAAAAGGCGGUACGGUUUAAAAUGUCGAAACGAGAAGAGUGUGAUAAUAUCGACGUGGCAGAGAGAGGUUCCAGCGUUUGGCAUGGGUAUCCACAAAAAACGGCGCGUCCGUGUGACCUGCCUCGACUUUCCCUUCGGUCCAACUUUCCUCUCGCUCCAACUUACUUUCAACUGACUCGACCAUGUCCUGGACGAGGCAGUCCUCUUUCUCGACCACCACUUUCGAGACGAUCGACGAGCUGGACUCUUCGGAGAAUGAGUCGCUCGAGUUUGAGCUGUCCAUCGAACAGAGGAAAGAGGUGGUUCCGCUGCCGGAAGCCGUGCCGAAACUUCCUUCGCGUCUCGAUUCGAUGAAAUCCCGUCUCAAGCAUCUGUUCAACCCAGCCAAGGAACGCAGUCACAGCGUCGAUGAGACCACUUCGACGCGUCGGCAUCGAAUUUCCAUGUUCCAGAAGAGUAUUACCAGCAGGAGGCUUUGGCGGAAGGUUUCUUGAGAUAUGAAAUUAGCAUACGGGGAGAUCGUCAAUUAAUCUUUUUUUAAAUGAGAAACUGACUAUGGGAACCUAGGUGUUUUUGAAAAUGUUUUCAAAAUAAAUGGAGUAGAGGCUGAAUUUUGGUAAGGGAGGAGUGAAGAAAAGGGAAUGAAGAAUUAUUUCCAUAGUUCCAGUGUUUACCCUGAUUUUGAAUGCAAAUAUGAUGAAUAUUGUUUAAAAUGGCUUUUUUUCCCCAGUUCUUAUUGAUCUAGCGACUCUCCUAAUUUAAAAGUUUAAUUUCCGAGCUUUUCAAAAAAAUUUGAAGUCAAGUUAAGGCAGAAAGUAACGUGGUUAGUAGGAUGAUCUUUUCAGGCCCCUCUGUUCCGAUUUUUUUUAAGUUUUUGAGGACUUCAAUGGAUAGAACUCUCAAAAAGGACAGUGUGCUCAAAAACUUGAAAUUCAUUGAAUAUAUAAAAAGAGGCUCUUCUGUUUUCACGCUAAAGUCGUUUGACUUGUAAAUAUUUUGUAGUUUUCGAAAUGAAAAUUUGAAAAUUAGAGGAUAGAAAAAAAAGAUUCUCGAAUUUUAAACGUUCUUCAGAGCCAAAAGCUGGAAGUACCAUCUUUAAAUAUAUUCCAGUUCGCACAACUUUUGAACUUGUUUCAGUGUUCGACGAAUAGUGAGCCUGGGAGAAGCCUGUCAGAUCUUCGAGAAAUCGAUGGGCGUCUUGUUGGACCCGACGAAUGUCCUCUGCUUCAGGUAAUCAUGAAGGAAAAUCAUCUUAUUUAUCAAAAAAAUUAUGAUAAAAUACAUGUUGACCUUAUUGGGUACUUUCAUUCUGAGUAGUUUUUUUCUCGCGCGACCAACUCCCGCAAUCUUCCCCACCUCCUCUACUAAUUGACCUGAUCUUUCAAGAUGGCGGCGCGUGCUGGCGAGAACGGAUUCGAGUCGUACCUGGCCAUCAAGCACCGGCCCAGCGAUUAUCAGUAUGUUUUAUUGUUUUUUUAUCGAUUUAUUGAUUUAUUGAUUUAUUCUUGAAGUGUCCCAAUAUUUAACAGAAUCAGAAUAAUUAUCAAACUAUUUUUUAAUAAUAGAAGCUGGAAGGCGUCGAGAAAAUCUGCGAAACUUCUAUUUGAAGAUGUAUUUUUUUCAAUUGAUAUUUAAAUUUGAAGAGUGCCUUCUGCGAUAAUGAGAAGCUCGAUGACGUCUUCGAUUCACUCGACGGUUUCUGAUUCAGCUUCACAACUGAGACUUUCUCAUCCGCCGCCCACUUUGACACUCCUGAACGACGGUUUUGACUAAUAUUCUGCUGUUCUGCAAGCUUUCCUACAGAUGGAACUCUUUCGGAACAUCACAUGACCCUUCGUGAAGGCCUGACUGAAGUCGGAAGCGACCGGGAAAUGUCUCACUAUUCCCCCCAAAACAUUUACGUUUGUUUAUGCAACAAAAGCUCUCCUUCAUAAACAUUUCGCCAGUUGGACGGGCCUGAAAUCAGAGGAAGACACGCCGCGAUCGCAUAUAUGGAUGGCGUGGUUACGGUAACGCCGUCAGCUCCCGACGCCUACCUCGAGGUGAGUAAAUUGAUAAGGAUUUUUGUGUUUUUCUUAUUAUCACUUCAAUUAUUUUCUUCUUUUUUUUUUUGAAACACACAACCCUCUUUCUCUUCCUAGUUCAUUUUUUCCUAGAUUCUCUGGACUUUGAGCUUCCUUUUUUUUGUCUUCUCAUGACUUUUUGAGUCAGUUGCGUUUCGUAUCCCUCAGUGUUCUUGCUUUCUAAAAAAAAUUGGUUAUUAAAUAAGUUUGUGAAAAUAACUGAAGAAACAUUUAAAGGAUGUCUUUUAAUCAUCAAUUUAUUCAUUUUUGAACGCUCAGUUAUGUUUUUAAUAAAUGAAUAAAAUUGAUCUUAUUUCUAGUCGCUAAGGUUUUUUUCGAUACAAUUUAUCCUGUUGAGCCAAUGUUUCAACAUACUCGUAAGUUCAUUAUUUUUUUCUUCAAAAACAUAAAAUUUCAUAAAUAUAAAGCAUAACUCGAUUUCUGUUCCGUAAUCACUAACAGUGUAAAAUAAUUUCAGUUUGUGAAUCUUUUUUAAAACUUUUCUUCGUUCAUUCAAGACAUCAAGUCAUCAUUUUUUCCAAAAUCAAAGUUCACCAUUUCCCUUUCUUUUUCAACUUUAAUCCGAAGGAAAGCGACUUGAGGAGCUCCUUGAACUUUGCGUCAAGUUGCGAUUAUCCGGUGGCGAUUUGGCGGUCGCGGCGGUACUCGGGAGAAAACUGGUCGCGUUUUCCAACUUGUCCUCUUGA